Molecule: messenger RNA, 2803 nt
Organism: Passer montanus (Eurasian tree sparrow)
Lineage: Eukaryota; Metazoa; Chordata; Aves; Passeriformes; Passeridae
Gene: REDIC1
Product: chromosome unknown C12orf40 homolog
Exons: 11
Coding region: 482-2179 (565 amino acids)
Source: RefSeq, a predicted model, not a curated record
AAAUAAACUUUUUGUGUCAUUAUAGAUGGCACAUCUGGUGUACAUAAUCUUGCUGAUUUUUUUGUUUAUCUUAUAUACUUCCUGAAAAGACCGUUUAAAUUUUUUAAGACUUUGUCCUUGCCACAUUUGGCAUAUUUUAUUUUAAGAAAUAUUUUUAGUGGUUGUACACAAAAUUUGAGAAAUGAGCAUUUAAGGACUAAAUUUUUGGCAUCAAGAUAACAAUGAUUUAUUUUGAAUGUGACCAAAUUAUAUUUGCAUUCUUUUUCAAGGCAAUAAAAAUAAAUUCAGAGCAAAUGGGGCAUGAGAAUUCAGAGAUACUUAACCAUGUGCUUUUAUAUUAGGAAUAGUUUGCUAAGUCCUGCUUGCUAAUUUCAAAAGAAUUACCUAUACUGGUAAUGCAUUGUUGAAGCUUCUGUCAAAAAGUUAUUCUCUCCUUAAAAAAAUUAAGGAAUACUUUGAAAGAAAGAAACUUAAGUCAAAAAUGAAGCUCCUGGAAGUAUCAUCUCCUAAAAGUUCAGCAGUCAGUUUGGAUCUUCUUAAUCUCUAUGUGGUUAACCAGAUAUCAACCAAGAAAGAGAACACUGAGAACGCGAGGAAGCCAGUCCAUGUUGAUAUCACUGAAGAUGAAAAAAAACCUAUCAGGAGACAUAACUUAGAGCUUCCCACAUCACCCCUACGUACACAACAUAAGUCAAACUUAGAUGAUCUCCAAAGCAGGUUACAAAAGCAAGUUUUGGACAGCAGAAGACAACAUCUCUCAGAAAAAGUGAAAUGCCAGCAUAAGCUCAUUCCACAAGUAAUGGAAUUAGGCGAUGUUGAUUCCAGUACGGAAAAUGAAGACGACAUGGCAAGAGCUUUUAGUGCUUGUCCGUUGUCCUCCUCUGGUUUUCAGUUCUCGAACUGUACACAGCUUUCAGAAGAAAAUUUCAACACAAAACUAAUGGGCAACAUUUGGGAACAGAUCUAUGAAAAGAAGCUGCAAAACCAGCCAGGUAACAGCUUUGAUCAAAACCCUUGGAAUACAAACCCUCCAAGCCAGUUUAUUUUCAGGAAGUCUGAUACAGUGCCUCAGGAGCUGUUCCAGCCAUUUGAUAGAAGGCUUUAUCCUGCAAUCAAUGCAAAAGAAGAUUCAGUAGACAGACACCUUGAAGGCAUUUUCACAGCUCCAGAACAUAUUUUCCUUAAAAGUAGCAAUGUGUCAAAUACAAGCUACAAGGAAACAAGUGCACUUCAUAAAACACUCCGGCAGAACCGUCAUGAGGGACAGCACUACUUCAUGCCCUGUGAACAGAAAGAAAGAAGAGCAAACCUUGAAAAAAUCGAGACAUUUGCUUAUCACCAUGAUCAGCAGAAUAGCUUAAAGGAGAAUGUGCAGAAUUAUUCCAGAAAAAAAAGUGACAACAAGCCUGUGAAAGAAACAGCCUGGAAUCAGAACCAUGUCUUUGUAUUUGAAGAGUUCACAACAGCACAAGAGAAAGGGUAUAAGUUUGGACUGAGUUCAUAUCUUCAUGAGAUGGAUGUGGAGUCACCACUCAGCAGCCAGUCUCACAGUUACUCUCCAAGGCAGACUGAGAGCUAUUUGAGCUCUAGUCCUGACACAUCUGAAGAGGAAGACACAGCCAAAAAGAAGGAAUAUCUGAAUGAACAUUCCUUGAAGGCACACGGUGCCAACCUAUUCUCAGCCUCAGCAAGCAGAGAGGCCCCCAAGAGCUCUCACACCCAAAGUGUGGGUAUGAAGCCCAGCAGUACUUUGCCUAGAAAAGAAGCAAACCAUCUUCAGGAGAGAGACUCUAAUUUUUGUGCCACAGAGGAGGAAAAUAAAACGCACACAGCUCUGUCUCAGGGCCCAUCACACCAGGCCUGUAAGAGGGAGCCCGUCAGCAGCAGCAGCAGGCGCGAUGUUUGGUCGCAGACCGAGGGCUGUGUGCCCGUAGAGAAGGCGGACGUGGGCAGCCAGUGCGGCACGCUGAGGGUGUGCAGCUGCGGGGGAUCCCUCCCCGCCGCCCGCAGCCCAGGCGCGGUCCCUGCUCCCAGCGCUGCCGGCGCCGCGGGAGAGCCCCAAGGGCAGAAGGGGCCAGACCCCUUCUCUCCUGAGGCCGAGUACCUGAGCUUGGCCGGCAGGAGCACUCUAGAGGUGCUGAACUACAUUGAUAAAAUGAAGGAGAGAGAUAAGCGGUGAUCAAUUAUAAUGCCACGUUAGGAACACAAUAGUUUUGUCCUGUUCUCAGUGUAUUUCAUUCAGUUGGCAUAUUCCGAUUUUUCUAGCAUGGUUAGGCAGAAGAUACUUUUACUGUUGGUUUGCUUUAACUAUCAAUAAUUAUGGGUUUCUGCUAUCUCAAAGUAUGGGUUUCUAUAGAUAUCUAACUAUUAACAAAGGAUUUUACAAUAGCCUAGUAAAUAAAAUCAUUAGGAAUGAUAUUGGUUUCCUCACCAUAUAUCUGUAGGAUUCUGUAGUUUAGAAUUUAUUGACUGUGUUUCUUUUAAGGUAAUGGGAAGAUGUCGUUCUGCUUCAAAAAAUAUUUAGUGUGGCUCUGAGUUACCCAUUUUAACAGAAAAACUUGCCUUUGUCAUGUGUUCAUACUAAACACAGAAAUAGGAAACAGAAAAUUUACAUCUGCAAACAUAGAAUAGAAUAUAAUUUUAAAAGAACUAAGUAAUUAAAAAUUUUUAACUGCUCAAUUUUCUUUCCACAGCAGAUCCAUUCAUUCAUUUUCUGGCUGUUAAUCUAAAAAAAAUCUUGCAUGUGUUUCUGUAUUCUCUCUGCAAACUGAAAAUUUGAACUACUUGCAUCUUCAUUUCAGUA